Molecule: messenger RNA, 990 nt
Organism: Aspergillus wentii DTO 134E9
Lineage: Eukaryota; Fungi; Ascomycota; Eurotiomycetes; Eurotiales; Aspergillaceae
Product: serine/threonine-protein phosphatase
Exons: 6
Coding region: 1-990 (329 amino acids)
Biological process (GO): peptidyl-serine dephosphorylation; mitotic cell cycle
Cellular component (GO): cytosol
Molecular function (GO): protein serine/threonine phosphatase activity
Source: RefSeq, a predicted model, not a curated record
AUGGACAACAACAUGGAAAUUGACACGGCGCGCUCCCCCGAGCCACACCUCCUUUCUCCGAUAACCGACACCGGUUCUAUACCGACACUCGACGGAUGGAUUGAAAACUUGAUGACAUGCAAGCAACUAGCGGAAGAGGAUGUUCGGAGACUGUGUGAUCGGGCACGAGAGGUAUUGCAGGAGGAGUCGAACGUCCAGCCAGUGAAAUGCCCAGUGACUGUCUGUGGUGACAUACACGGCCAGUUUCAUGACUUAAUGGAACUCUUCCGCAUUGGAGGUCCCAAUCCUGACACAAACUACCUUUUCAUGGGUGACUACGUCGACCGUGGUUACUACUCCGUUGAAACGGUUACUCUCCUUGUCUGCCUUAAGAUCCGUUACCCCCAGCGUAUCACCAUCCUCCGAGGAAAUCACGAGUCCCGACAAAUCACACAAGUCUACGGAUUUUACGACGAGUGCCUGCGCAAAUAUGGCAACGCCAACGUUUGGAAAUACUUUACCGACCUCUUUGACUACCUUCCUCUCACCGCACUCAUCGAGAACCAGAUCUUCUGUUUGCACGGCGGUCUGAGUCCGUCGAUCGACACUCUAGACAACAUCCGGUCUCUGGACCGUAUCCAGGAGGUUCCGCACGAGGGACCCAUGUGUGACUUGCUUUGGAGUGAUCCCGACGAUCGAUGUGGCUGGGGUAUCUCUCCUCGUGGUGCUGGAUACACAUUCGGGCAGGAUAUCUCAGAGGCGUUUAAUCACAACAAUGGCUUGACUCUGGUUGCACGGGCGCACCAACUGGUAAUGGAAGGAUAUAACUGGUCGCAGGACAGAAACGUUGUUACCAUUUUCUCAGCGCCCAACUACUGUUACCGCUGCGGUAACCAAGCCGCAAUUAUGGAGAUUGAUGAGCAUCUGAAGUAUACAUUCCUACAAUUCGACCCUUGCCCACGGGCUGGAGAACCCAUGGUCUCGAGACGUACCCCCGAUUAUUUCCUGUGA